Parastagonospora nodorum SN15 is the source of this 1416-nucleotide messenger RNA. RefSeq lists its product as hypothetical. The coding region runs from base 1 to 1416 and encodes 471 amino acids. Gene Ontology annotation, molecular function: monooxygenase activity; oxidoreductase activity, acting on paired donors, with incorporation or reduction of molecular oxygen; iron ion binding. NCBI's taxonomy places the organism in Eukaryota, Fungi, Ascomycota, Dothideomycetes, Pleosporales, Phaeosphaeriaceae. The record is from RefSeq and is a predicted model, not a curated record. The transcript is spliced from 6 exons.
AUGGCGAUCCAAAUUUUUCUCGCAAGCCUCGCUCUGCUUUCUUUGUGGCUAAUUCUCCGGAAUACGUUCACCCCAGUUGUGUCGUGGCUAUUGCAUUGCUAUCUCAGUUGGCGCUAUCCUAUCCGCGAUAUAUCGGGACAACGCUCUAUGCCCUCCACUCCUUAUCGUUUUCCAAAUGGCAAUGGCGAUGUCGAUAAAUUUAUUCUCGGGCCUCAAAAGAACAUUGAGUGGCGCGAGAAGUAUGGAUCUACUUAUCGCAUCUGGAACGGCAUGAUGCCGGAGGUGGUAGUGAGUACACCCUCAGCCAUACGGGCCGUCUUUGGAGAUUCCGACCAACACAAGAAAGCCCAAAACAUGGGCUCUGGCUAUUUCAUGUCGGCAAUACUCGGUCAGUGUGUUGGGCUCAUUAACGGAGAUGCGUGGCGACAAGUACGAAAGAAGACUGAUCCGCCUUUUACGCACGCUGCGUCGGGAAUCUUGGUCCCAAAGAUGAUCGAUAUGACAGAAGCUCACUUGGCUGCAUUCUUUGCUUCCAGAUCCCCAAACAACGAGCGGAUCGACCCUGUUGCGGAUCUGCUUAUGCUUCCAUUCUUGAUGAUUGCCACAGUUUUCUACGGAGAUCUGACUGACGGUCAAGUGAAGUGGCUGAGCGAAUGGUCCCCGAAGCGCGAGAAGCUUUUCGUAUACGCACUUGGAGGCGGACUGCCCCGCUUCUCAUUCUCAAAGUAUUUGCCGACAGAAGCCAACCGAUUGCUAAAACAGUGGCAGGAGGCGUGGAUGCAGUUCAAUAUCGAUGCAUACAGCAUAGCCAAUAGUAAGAAUGGAGACGUGUUGUUCCGGAAGAUGUGGGAGGAUACUGAGACUGAUGGAGGAAUGACGAGAGAGCAGGUCCUACAAACGGUUGACGAGUCGCUUUAUGCGAACCUUGAUGUCGGCAUCGGAAGUGUCAGUUGGAAUCUUGUGUUCUUGGCCUGCUAUCCGGAAGUACAAGAAGAACUGGUUCGUGAGAUCCAAGAUGAGACCGCGAGGCAAGGUUGGGAAGCCUACGUGCAACGAAGUGACACAUUGCUGGAAGCAUGCAUUUGUGAAUCGUUGAGAUUGAGGCCUAUCGCUGGUGAGCGGUUUCCCCCGAUGUGGCACAGCCCCUCUGCUGACAAAACUUUGCAGCAUUCUCAGUUCCUCAAAGCGCACCGACUGACCGAGUUGCCGAUGGCUAUGUCAUACCCGCGGGACUUGAACCAGCGCAACCCAUUCUGGGGUACCGAUCCACUUGUCUACCGACCUCACCGCUUCAUGGGACUAAAGCCAUCGCAAACCCGAUACAACUUCUCACGCUUUGGCUUUGGUCCGCGCCAAUGCAUGGACAUAGUCGGCAACCAAUACAUCUACAUUGCUUAUUUCUUUGACCAUCUGUGA